Pygocentrus nattereri (red-bellied piranha) is the source of this 4058-nucleotide messenger RNA. RefSeq names its product ATP-binding cassette, sub-family B (MDR/TAP), member 10 (gene abcb10). NCBI's taxonomy places the organism in Eukaryota, Metazoa, Chordata, Actinopteri, Characiformes, Serrasalmidae. Gene Ontology annotation, cellular component: membrane. Gene Ontology annotation, biological process: transmembrane transport. The transcript has 13 exons. Bases 688 to 2835 code for a protein of 715 amino acids. Gene Ontology annotation, molecular function: ATP binding; ATP hydrolysis activity; ABC-type oligopeptide transporter activity. The record is from RefSeq and is a predicted model, not a curated record.
AGGCUCCUCAUAAACCGGCUAUGCUAUUACUGUCUAGAGAGCAGCCAUUGGACUACAGUAGUGCAGUGUCUGUUAGUUUCAGUGCUUCACGCUGUAAGAUAUCCACUGGGGUCAGCUUUUGAGCUGAGGCUUUUUAACGCUAUUGUUGACAGGAUUUGCUGGCAAACGCAUCACGUCCAUCUUGGUUGUAAACUGCAGGGGCGAGCACGUUAAGGUGGAUGUGUCAGGUUUUGGUGACAGUGGGGCGCUGCCGAUGACCGGCCUGGGUGGAGAGGAGAUAACGAGUUAAAACACGGCUGUGUGGAGCUGUCACUGACAGAUAAUGCUGUUCAACAACCGUCGGACACGAACAAUAACUUGGCCCACAUUGGGCUUGGGUUUUCUGAAGAGACCAGGAGCCGAAAUGCUGCUGCAGUGCUGAAUGAAGCUGCAUUUGAAAACAGCAGUGCGAGUUACUCUGACUGGUAAAUUCAGUGAUGCGUUUAGUCAUAGCUGUUAACCUCGACUGUUAGUUAUAUUUAUUAGGGCGCGUGUUUCGUACUUUCUGCUCUUUUUCAUAGCAUUUGAUAAUGGCAGUGAGAGUGAUAAUGUUUCAGGCUUCAUGAAGUUACCUGGAUCACAGCUAACUUAAUCUGCAAAUGCAGGACGACUUUUUAUCCAUAUUAUCUGUAACUUUAUGCACUAAUUAUGCUGCGAAUUACAAGAUUCACCGCUGCAGGAAAACUGCUAUCACAAAAGUGGAGCAUUUCCUGCUCCCGUCCUGAAAGACUUUACCAGCUGCCUUGUCGGACUUUGAGAAGGUCGCGGAACAGGCCGGUUUCAGAGCGGGGAGCUGAACACUGUGGGCUCUCUUUUGUACCUCUGUACGUGAGGAAUGUCCCGUCCCAACAUGCGUGUAUCCGCCUGGGAGUGGGUUUUGUUCCCCGCGGUGUUUGGCCACACUCCAUGCGGGCUGUUGCUCUGUACAGCACCUCAGCGGACUCGAAGCGAGCAGAGCAUGCGGGAAACGAGGAAAGUCAGAUCAAGACCAACGACAUACCUGCUCGGAUACCCUCAAAUGACCUCAAAAAAUUGUUGCAGCUUGCCCAGCCGGAACGCUGGAGACUGACGGCUGCGGUGGGCUUCCUGGUUGUCUCCAGUGCCGUCACCAUGUCUGCUCCGUUUUUCCUGGGUCAGGUGAUCGACACCAUCUACACAAGCUCAUCUGCAGACUUCAGCUCCUCCCUGACGUCGCUUUGUAUCAUGCUAGCAGGAAUAUUCCUGUGUGGAGGUGCUGCAAAUGCUGUUCGUGUCUACCUCAUGCAAGUUUCAGGGCAGCAGAUUGUGAGAAACUUACGUGAAUCCCUUUUUUCCUCGAUUUUGAGGCAGGAGGUGGGAUUCUUUGAUAAAACUCGCACUGGUGAGCUCAUUAACCGCCUUUCAGCCGAUACGGCUCUGGUCGGACAUGCGCUCACUGACAACUUGUCUGAUGGCCUUCGGUCGGUUGCCCAGGCUGCAGCUGGAGUCAGCAUGAUGUUCUAUGUGUCUCCCAGUCUGGCUACUUUUGUCCUAAUGAUUGUGCCUCCUAUGGCUGGCCUGGCUGUUAUCUACGGAAGAUAUUUGCGCUCCAUAUCCAAACGAACACAGGAUUCUCUGGCACAGGCUACACAGCUGGCAGAGGAGAGGAUCAGUAACUUGCGCACAGUUCGGGCUUUCGGCAAAGAGCUGUCAGAGGUGCAGAAGUAUGCAGGGAAGGUUGACCACGUCCUCCACCUGGCUAAGAAAGAAGCUGUGCUUCGUGCUGGGUUCUUUGGAGCUUCGGGUCUGAGCGGAAACAUCAUCGUUCUGAGUGUUCUGUACAAGGGCGGGCUGCUGAUGGCCAGUGAGCACAUGACUGUAGGAGAGCUCACCUCCUUUCUCAUGUAUGCCUUUUGGGUGGGCAUCAGCAUCGCUGGCUUCAGCUCAUUCUACUCUGAGCUGAUGAAGGGGUUUGGUGCUGGAACUCGUCUGUGGGAGCUAGUGGAACGAAAGCCUGAAUUUCCUCUCAAUGAGGGACUCGUAUUAAAACCAGAGCACCUCAAAGGAGCUCUAGAAUUCCAUAAUGUGUCCUUUGCUUACCCAACGAGAAAGGAUGCUCCUAUUUUUGAGGACCUCAGCCUGUCUGUUCCAGCUGGCUCAGUGAUGGCUGUGGUGGGGCCCAGUGGCUCAGGAAAAUCUACUCUGGUGUCCCUUCUGCUCCGCCUUUAUGAUCCAGACUCAGGCAUGGUAACUGUAGACGGUCAUGACAUUCGAGAUUUGAAUCCUUACUGGCUGCGCAGUCAUAUUGGAACAGUAAGCCAGGAGCCUGUACUUUUCUCCUGCUCUAUUGCUGAGAACAUUGCUUAUGGGGCAACAGACCCCAGUAGGGUCACACCACAGGACAUCAUCCGUGCAGCGCAGAUAGCUAAUGCACAUGGCUUCAUUCGUGGUUUCCCUCAAGGUUUCGACACUGUGGUUGGCGAGAAAGGUGUCCUACUCUCAGGUGGACAGAAACAAAGAAUUGCUAUUGCAAGAGCUUUGCUGAAGGAUCCAAAAAUACUCCUAUUAGAUGAAGCCACGAGUGCUUUGGAUGCAGAGAAUGAGUUCCUGGUGCAAGAGGCUCUCGAUCGGCUGAUGGAGGGCCGCACCGUGCUCAUCAUCGCCCACCGGCUGUCCACCAUCCAAAGUGCAGACGCUGUGGCAGUGCUGGACCAGCGUCGUGUGGUGGAAUGUGGCCGACAUGCUCAGCUUCUUGCGAACCAAGAUGGCCUCUUCCGCAAACUCAUGGAGAAGCAGGCCUUUCCACAAUCUGAGCAGAGAGAGGCUCUCUCCAAGUAGAAGAAAGUUUAUGUUAUGAAAGCACUGAUAGAAGUAGACAUAUAUAAACCCCGGAGUACAGCUUGAAAACAAACUGAUGUUGAUGCUGCAGCUGGAAUUCUAUUUGCUUCUGUGUCUGAGUGCCUAUGUUCACCAAUAUAAGGGAAGUACAAAGACUUUAUAUUUAAAAGGGACUGAUGUGUAAGCCAGUUUAAAACACUGCCACUUUACAUGUAACUAGAGUUUUUACAUUAUCAUUGAUAAAGACAGGGUGCUACUGUGAUAUCAGUUUAAAUAGCUGUCAUUGAAUAUUUAACAUCAUAUAAUAAGAAUUUGUACUAAUACAGUAUGCACAUAAACAUGUCAACAUGGAUGUGCAGUAUUUUUGCUAAUAAGAGACAAAAUGUAUAUAAAAACUGAGAACAUAUGGGAAAGACAGAAAGAAAGUUUAUUAUUGUGGUUCCUGUUCAGUAGCACUAUAUAACAUGGAGAUCCUGCCUCUGAUAUUCCAGUUGACAAACCUAAUGAGCUCAUAAAUUGUGUUUAAAAAAAGUCAUACUCUCCACCACAACAUUAAUCAAUGUACAUUAUUAGACACUAUAAAUCUACGUAGUUCUUUAGCACAUAACUUCCUUUUGUACAACAUCAAGAAAUAAUUUGAUCAUGUUAACAUGAAAGUUCAGUCUGUGAAUCACUAAUCACAGUUAUUGCAACAAAAUUCUUUCUGCUUUGUCUUGUGUAUUCAUGUUAAAGUAGUUUAAAGAAGAAUCACUCGCUGCUGUAACAGGAAAUCACUUGUAUAUUUUAAACUGAGAGAUGAUUAUUGUCACCUUGGUAUUUACAAGCAUACACUAUUAGAAUUUUUAACAUAUAUGUUGCUUUUUCACUCCUCAAUCAGAAUGUGUUUUAUCGUUGGGAAUAUUUUAAUGUUUGGCGUGAUGAUUUAUCAGAAUUGUUUAUAUAUAAUAAACUACUUAUAUAGACAUUGAGGUUUUGAUUUUAUUCACAGCAUUUCAUAUCAAUUUAACCAGAGGAAUGGGCAACUAUCUUUUCUCCGUCCCAAUCAACAAGUCUUUAAUGGAUUCAGUUGAAAUUGACCAAGCACUUACCACCAAAAGAGGGCACUGUUGCCCUUUAAAAAGAUUUGCAUGAGUCAUGUCACCUUAUCUGUAACUCAUUUUGUAACUUUUUUCCCUGACCUAUCUGUCUAACCUGUCUCUAAAUUAAAAUGAUGUAUCCUAUGA